UACUAAAAUUUAAUUUUAAAAAUAUUUUAUCUCAAACCGUCGUUUAAUACAUUUCCCAAACGGGACAGACGUUGAAGUUGCAGCGCUUAUCUCUGGCGACGGCUCUCAAACCCCACCGCCUCCACUCCAAGCGUACCGAAAAUGGCGACGACGAUGAGCACUGAAUCCUCCUCCAUGAAAGACGCCUUCUCCAAACACGCCGAUUACCUCAACAAUCUCAACGACAAGCGGGAAAGGGUCAUAAAAGCAAGUCGCGAUAUCACCAUUAACAGCAAAAAGGUCAUCUUUCAGGUCCACAGAAUCAGUAAACACAACAAAGAGGAAGUUCUGCAGAAAGCCGAAAAGGAUUUAGCAGCUGUGACGGAUCGGUACAUUUCCCGACUGGUUAGAGAGCUGCAGGGGACUGAUUUUUGGAAGCUGAGACGAGCAUACUCACCUGGGGUACAAGAAUAUGUUGAAGCUGCAACCUUUUGUAAAUUUUGCAGGACUGGGACUCUUUUAAGUCUUGAUGAGAUAAAUGCCACCUUGCUGCCACUCAGUGAUCCGUCUCUUGAGCCGUUGCAGAUCAAUGUACUCGACUAUCUUCUCGGGCUUGCAGACUUGACCGGAGAGCUGAUGCGGUUGGCAAUUGGUCAAAUUUCAGAUGGAGAACGUGAAUUUGCUGAUAAGAUAUGCAAGUUUGUGCGUGAAAUUUACAGGGAACUGACCCUUGUUGUCCCACUUAUGGAUGAUAGCAGUGACAUGAAGCUGAAAAUGGAUACAAUGAUUCAAAGUGUAAUGAAGAUAGAAAAUGCUUGCUUUGGUGAUCAUGUGAGAAGAUCAGAGUAUAUGCCACUACCUGGCUCUGACGAUCAAACUUCGUUCUUAUUGGCAGUGCCCGAUGUUGAAAUAUGAUGCAACUCGUGAUCAUUACGUUCUCAUUCUUACCGCUUAAGUACUUAUAUUACGUGUGUUCUAAUUAACUAAGGAGAAAAGUUCUUGAUUUCGACAGGGAAAGGUUAGGAUUUCAAGGAGCGUAUAUGGGCACCUGCAUUAUUGUUCGGAUGUAUUGCGGUUCAUCAUCAUUAUCUUGUGGUCGCUGCUUGAUGAACAAUUCCUGCGUAUGUUUUCUUAGUAAAUCUGUAAGCUUUAAAAUUUCUUCUCUUUGUAAAUUUAUGGGGAUUAGAUUUGUAGAGCUUGGAGCGAAACCCUUUCACACGAGGUUCACUUGCGAUUUAUGUGCAUGGUUAGUUCGGCGAACCAUGAGGGAACACUGAUGCAGCUGUCUGACGCAGCUGUUGUACGUACUAAGGCCUUAAAUAUAUAACCAUAUGGCAUAAAACUACGAACAUAAGACAUGGACACAUGUAGCUAUGUCAAAUGAAUGGUGUACCUGACGGACUUUGACCUGUUGCGCCAUUUUCGCUACCUACCUGCAAGAAGCCACGAUGAGCCGCAGUUUUGUAUUGAACUCACUAGAAAUAUAUAUUGUCGUUGCAUUCAUGUGAGUUGAACAUAUCGAUACCUCCUCCGACCAAGUGUCGUUAAAUCAUGUAAUCAUGUGCAUUUACCUUGCCACUUGAGGAGAUGGACUUGUGCUUCU
This is a messenger RNA of Pyrus x bretschneideri (Chinese white pear), 1582 nucleotides long. Its product is annotated as translin-associated protein X. NCBI's taxonomy places the organism in Eukaryota, Viridiplantae, Streptophyta, Magnoliopsida, Rosales, Rosaceae. The coding region runs from base 142 to 894 and encodes 250 amino acids. Gene Ontology annotation, cellular component: cytoplasm; nucleus. Gene Ontology annotation, molecular function: RNA endonuclease activity; RNA binding; sequence-specific DNA binding. The record is from RefSeq and is a predicted model, not a curated record. The transcript is spliced from 7 exons.